CUAACUACCGGAAUGUUAGCGGUAACAUUUUAGCUCGUCGGUUUUGCUUUAGCUCCGGGUCGGAGGUGUCCUUUUUAUGUUAGAGGCUCAGUGUUUUUCUUGUUCGUCUCCCGGGCCUGGAUGUAGCUGCCUACACUGUAGCGGCGGUUGCUACUUUCGGAUGAGCGGGCAGUAGGUCUCGAAGAGUUGUAGGAUGGAUCCAGACGGUGGGGCAGAUUCACAAAAAGCUGUCAGUUUGCAGUGGAAGAGCUACAAACUCGUCCAGGACCCAGCCAUUCGCCGGGUUGCACAGAAAAUCUACAGAUAUGAUGGAGUGCAUUUCAGUGUGCCAGAUUCUGGGUUUCCUCCUGUGGGUGACCUGCGGGACCCAAGACCCCGGAGACUAUGGUCCAGGUAUACAGAACUGUCCCUGCCAGUGCCGAAGUUUAAGCUGGAUGAAUUCUAUGUGGGUCCCAUACCCCUCAAGGAGGUGACCUUUGCUAGACUCAAUGACAACAUCAAGGAGCCCUUCUUGGCAGAAAUGUGUGCCAAGUUUGGUGAGGUGGAGGAGAUGGAGAUCCUUUUUCACCCCAAGACCAGGAAGCACUUGGGUCUGGCGAGGGUGUUGUUCACCAGCACCAGGGGAGCCAAGGACACAGUCAAGCAUCUACACAACACUUCUGUCAUGGGUAACAUCAUCCAUGCUCAACUGGAUAUAAAAGGCCAGCAGAGGCAGAAGUAUUAUGACCUGAUAGUAAACGGGUCCUACACUCCUCAGACUGUUCCCCUGGGUGGCAAGGCUUUGACAGAAAGGCUCCAGCCUCAGGCCCCAGCGCAGCCACAGCCUGACACGUCAUCUGAAAUCAGGCGGAGGCUCUCCAGUGAGCUUGCAGUUUUGGCAGCAGGGGUCCAGGCCCUCACAUCAGGAAGUGCCACUCCUUGCUCUGGGGAUACUGGUUACAGUGACCAGCGUCUGGACACGCCCCCCUCCUCCAUGUCAGGCCCCUUCACACCAGGCUCCGCUGCUUCGUCUCAGGGAGGGGGUGGAGGAACACCUUACAGCUCCAGAUCUGGAACUCCUUUCUCGCAAGACUCGGGCUACAGUAGCGGCAGGCAUUCAGGCUAUAACACUAGCACUUUGAGCAGCGGCUACCCUCCCCAGGACAUGCUACCUUCCUCCUCCUCGUCCUCUGCUGUGUCAUCGACUGUCGGAGGAUAUAAAAUGUCCCGCUACUCUGAGGAUGCACAGGAACCUGCAGUGUAUCAUCGAGGUCGCCCUAUGUACCCCCCAACCACAUCAUACCGUCCCAAUGAGCCGCCGUGCUACCCCCCAUACCCCAGUGUAGGAGGUCCAGGGCCACACAUUGCACACCACUCCUCAAUGCCUCCGCCACCUCUUGCCGCCCAAUAUGAUCAACCCCCAAUGUCAGAUCGUGAUCGUGACAGAGACUCAGGGGGUCGCUAUGGGGCAGCGGGGAUUAGCUCCCGAAGGUCAUCUUACCACCACCAGCAAGAAACAAACUCUUCCACAAAAUACCAUUCCCAUCACUCCCAUCACCACUCAGAUCGCAGGGAUGACAGGGGGUACCGGCGGGACAGCCUGGGCUCCCGACCGGGUGACCACAGCCACCAGAGACAUCGCAACCACCACCAUUCUCACAACCACCACGGCAGCAGCAGCCGUAGAAGGAGCAGCCAUGACCGGGACAGGGAUCGAGACAGAGAUCGGGACAGAGACCGGGAUAGAGACAGGGACAGAGACAGUGACUACUCCAACAGCUCUGACCCCAGAUACAAUUCCAAUUCCUACCGCUCCUCCUCCAACAGCAUGUCUCCUCCCCCCUCGUCUUACUCGGCGUACUCUUCCUCCAAAGAGCCCGCCACAGCCCCUCCUCAGGGACUGGAUGCUUCCAACCGUCUUGGGGGCACAAUCCUAGCAGAGAGGGGCUCCCUGCCUUCUGUAGGUGCUGACAAGGACUACCACGCUGGUCACCAUAGCGCUCUGCCUCCACCUCCCCCUCCGCCGCCACCUCCCCUCCCGCCAGCCUCAGUAAUAGCAGCAGCUGUAGCUGAGACAUUGGGAACACUGGACUUCAAUCAGGACAGUCCGGCCCGCGAGGAGCAGUGGACAAAACCCAAACGCCGUCCCAGCACCCCACCCGCACCGCCGAAGACGCCCCCACCUUCCUCACCGCCCCACCCCUCCGUUGCUUCUUCCUCUACCUCCCCUUCCUCUACCUCCCUCCCACAUCAUCUUCCCUCCUCCUCCAGCUCCCCACCGCCCCCUCAGCGUGACUCCUCCUCCCCAGAGCCAGAUUCCACAAAUGAGAGUUUACCGUUUGUCUACCACAGCAGCAGCCUUGACUCUCGUAUUGAGAUGCUCCUAAAGGAACAAAAGGCGAAGUUCUCUUUCCUCGCCUCUGAUGAGGAAGAUGAGGAAGACAGGAAAGAGGAGAAGCAGAGGGGUGUACGUGGGGACGGAGGAGAGCGAAGAGGCGGGUCAGGUGAUGUAACAGGGGAGCAUACGAGUGGUAAUCAGGUGGGAGACAGUGGGGAGAAGGACCACAGGAGGAAAGGGGAAAGAGACAGAGAUGGUCACAGAGGAAGGAAACGGGGAAAGGGGGGAGAAGGUAGGAAGAGUCCCACUGUACUUACAGCAUCCAUACCUUCCUCUUCCACCUACUCUUCGCACAUCCUGCCCCCAGAGGAGCCCCAGCCCCAGGUUGGCCUCACUGGGACUGGAGCUUUGCAGGAGGAAUCUUCACAGGCUGGAUCUGCUGAUACACAGAGCAGGAUAGGAGCACACACACCACCAUACAAUGGACAGAGUCAGUCCUCCCCUCAUUCCUCAGGGGAAGACAUGGAGAUCUCAGACGAGGAAGAGAUGGAGACUUCCAUAACAACAGUGACCACCCACCAACCCUCAGUCACCUCAGUUUCCUCACCCUCCUCAUCCCAGGCUGCCAUGCCUUCACAAACAACAGACCCCUCAUCCUCGCCUCCACCCAUCUCUGACUCUGCACAGCACUUUGGCUCCUCCAUGCACCCUCCUAUACCCUCCUACCCCCCUCAUUUGCCACCUCCACCUCCCCCUGGUUACUCCCUCCAGCCCCCACCUCCCCCGGGGAUCCCUCCCCUGCCCCACAUGGAGCUGCACCCCGAGUAUCCUCCCCCCAUGCCCCACCACAUGUAUGACUAUGCCACGUCCAUGGAGCUGAUGAACCAGUACAGCGGUGGAGCUCCUAUGUCUUUCCAAAUGCAGACCCACAUGCUCAGUCGUCUACACCAGCUGCGCAUGUCGUCAUCCAACGGCACCCCGGGCCCUGGUGAGGCAGCUACUGCAGACUACACCUCCUACCAUCUCCACUCUAUGCCGCCACCCCACACACACCACCCGUACAUGGACCAAGAGGGGAGCGGGGCAGGUGCUCAUUAUGACCAGGACCACCGCUACAUGCCUCCUCACAUGCCCUACCCUUACGCUGACCCCCACAGUACUCAAAUACCACCCCCUCCACACCAUGGCAUCCCACCGCCCCAUACUGGCUGGCCGCCACACGUCCUACCACCACACUACCCCUCUUACAUGCCCCCACCUGGCUAUGGCACCAUGCUGCCCGGGGAGGGACACCAGUACAGGGCUCCUGGGGAGGAGAUGCCUAUGCUGGCUGAAAAUCCACAUGAAGCCACGGUGCAGAUGGUCCUGGCCACUCUGAUCCAGGAAAUGAAAAACAUCAUGCAGAGGGACCUGAACCGAAAAAUGGUCGAGAACGUUGCUUUUGCGACUUUUGACGAGUGGUGGGAGAGGAAAGAGACCAAAGCCAAGCCUUUCCAGACCAUGGUUAGAGGGGUGUCUGGCUUACGGGAUGAUGAGAAAAAAGAGGAAAAGGUCAACCGUCCUCGGGAGCCUCAUAUGUCUCUUGUGGAUUGGGCGAAAAGCGGUGGAAUGGAGGGAUUGUCUCUCCGAGGAGCACUACGACUGCCUUCCUUCAAGGUGAAGAGGAAAGAACCUCAGGAGCUUGAAGAGGGAGACAUGAAAAGGCCGCGACCCUCGACCCCACCAGAUGAGGAUGACGAAGCUGCUGAGGGGAGAAUACCAGAGGCAAACAGACAGGGAGCAGAAAGGGACAAGAGGAGGAAAAAGAAGCCAAGAAAUCGCAAACCCUGGGAGCUUGACAGCGAGGGAGAGGAAACGUCUGAUGGCUCCUCAACUGAAAAGGAGGAUGAAGGGGAAAGUGAAAAGGAGUCUGAUGACGAAGCCCUUAGUGCUGAUAGUGAUGAUGAGAGCCUCUCCUCGUCCUCUGAGGGCUCUUCCUCCACAGCAUCCUCAUCCUCAUCUUCCUCUGAAGAUGAGGAUGAGGAGGAAGGAGAGAGGGCUGAGAGUGAAGGGCCAGACACCAUGGAUGAUUCAACCAUGGACAGCACAACUGAGAAAGAAGAUGACAGGGAAAAUAACACAGCUGCUGUUUCAAAGGCUGAGGCCAAAACAGGUGAAGCCAAGGAUAGCAAGCCAGAUACGACAGCAGCACCUGCCAAGCGCCCUCCAUCGCCCCCAUACCCACGUCCUUCGUCCCCUGUUGUUCUUGUUCCCCCUCUCAAGAAGCGCAGGAAGACUGUCUCAUUCUCCACCAGCGAGAACGACAGCAAAGCGCAGCUAUUGCCUGGACCACUAUCUCCAUCUCCCUCACAACCGGCGGGUGAAUCGCCUCUCGUCUCCCCCAGCAGGCCCCCAGACUCUCCCAUCACUGCUUCCCCAUCCCCCUCAGCUCGUCCCACCUCAGGCAUCCAACUGCUCCCCUUUGCCUCCAAACCAGGUGAAGGCAACGCCCUCAUUGUGCCCCCAUCUGCACGAACCCAAGAGCCUGAUGAGUCCAAAAAGGGACCACCUGUGUCUCCUCAGAUCACCCCUGUCAAAUCACCCUCAAAGCGGGGUACAGGUAAAGACUCCCCCAAAUCUCCCGUCCCUCCCGUUAUGGUGUGUCGCACUGUGCAGAACCUACCAUUGGACCACGCCUCUAUGUGCAGGAUGGCCUUCGAGGAGGCCCCUCCUCCACCUCCAGUCAACAAGCGGUCCAGAGGCAGGCCUCGGACGACCAGCUUGUCUGCGUCUUCCUGUCACUCCCUUAGAGAGGAAGAUGAGGAUGAGGAAGAAAGUGAGCAGAGGUUGAGACUCAGGGAGCAGUUGGGCGCUUCAAGCCUCUUGCAGCUUGCCUCAGCUUCAACCACUGACCUGUCUGUGUUGGCUGACGUAGCCCUGAAAAUGGACCCUGAUGCUGGAGACUCAGAGGAGACGGAGACGUCUGAUGAGGCAGAGGAGCAGAAGAUGGAAGAGGAUCUCUUCUCCCCAGAGUCACUGGCACUGGUUUUGAGCCCAGAGGGUGUAAUUGUCCUUAUGGAGCACAACUACUGCAAACCCCCAGUUCUCUCAGUACCAUCCAGUACCAAAAGGACUUCCUCCAAACAAGACUCUGUUUUGCUCCCAACAGACCUCAACACUAUCUCUGGGGUGCUUGAGGCACCAGAGGAGGUCAUCGGAGAGGCGCUACCAUCCAGAGGAGAUACAGGAGAAUAUUUACCUACAACAGGAGUGCUCAGUGAGACUGAGGACAGGGGCCAGGCUGCAGUUCCAUCAUCAAAGAAGAAGAUCAUGGUGGGCAAAGGUUUGGAACUUGAACUUGAAAAGGAUGCGAGCAAAAAGAGGAGAAGAAAAGACAAAGAAAACCUUGAGAUUCAUCACACAAAGCAAGAGAAGGAGCAGCCGGGCAAGAAACAGAGGAAGCGGAAACUAGAGGACUCUGAGGAAGAUGUGGACGUGGAGGAGCUUGAGUCCGGCGAACUGUCCAGCUCAGAUACAGAGGACGAGAUGGUUGAGGAUUUGAGGAAGAGUGAACGCCUCUUUCUGCAGGAGGCUGGGGUAACGUCGUCCCAGCGCUGGCCAAAGCCUGUCACAACACCCGAGCCACCAGCCAUCAAGUUUGAGAACCGUAGCGAAUUUGAGCAGAUGACCAUCCUGUAUGACAUCUGGAACUCAGGUCUGGACAGCGAAGACUUAGGUUUGCUGAAGAAGACUUAUGAGAAGCUGCUACAGGACGACCACAGCUCUGACUGGCUCAAUGAUACACACUGGGUCAGCCAUACAAUAACCAAUUUGCCAAACCCUCGGCGAAAGAAGAAGAAUGCAGGUGGACAGCUUCGUGAGCAUGUGACCGGUUGUGCCAGAAGUGAGGGCUACUACGCCAUCAGCCGCAAGGAGAAGGACGUCUACCUGGACUUGGACCUGCCCGAGCAGGUCAUACGGGAGGUGGAGAAUGUCGAUAUCUCGGGAGCUAACCGGGUAUUGUCAGAGAGACGCUCAGAGCAGCGCCGCCUCCUCACCGUCAUCGGCGCUACAGCUGUCAUGGACUCUGACCUGCUCAAACUCAACCAGCUUAAGUUCCGCAAGAAGAGGCUUCGUUUUGGACGCAGCAGGAUCCACGAGUGGGGCCUGUUCGCCAUGGAGCCCAUUGCUGCUGAUGAGAUGGUCAUUGAGUAUGUGGGUCAGAACAUCAGACAGAUGGUGGCUGACAAUCGAGAGAAGCGGUAUGCACAGCAGGGCAUCGGGAGCAGCUACUUGUUCAGAGUGGACCAUGACACGAUUAUAGAUGCCACCAAGUGUGGUAACCUGGCCCGAUUCAUCAACCACUGCUGCACUCCAAACUGCUACGCCAAGGUUAUCACCAUAGAGUCCCAGAAAAAGAUUGUGAUCUACUCGAAGCAGGCCAUCGCCGUCAACGAAGAGAUCACUUACGACUACAAAUUCCCCUUAGAGGAGAACAAGAUUCCUUGCCUGUGUGGAACAGAGAACUGCCGUGGGACACUAAACUAGUGGACGCGCUUUUCUCCCUCACUUGCCAACGGUCAGCCAGAUCUGGACGCCUGCCUGGUUCACCUGUGUCAGAGUGUACCUCCAAACAAAGCCACCCUUUCAACCCCCUCCCCUGUCCUCACGAUACCCAGGAAACAGAGACACACACACUUGCACUUUUCAUGCACACUUUUCAUUCACUUGGCAGUCUCACCAGCCAGUGCGUGAGGGGUUUGUGUCACCUGGCAUGUGAAUACAGUGAGGGUGGGGGCGCUGCUUUGGAAUUAGCUCUCCUGCGGCAGUAUUGUUGGACUCCUUUGGGUAAAAUGUUUCAAGGCAAUCCGUGCAGCCAGGCUUGAAAGGUCUUUCUUUUUUCCCCGCGAAUAUCCGUUUAAAGGAAGGCAAUAAAAAUGAAAAAGAACACCAGUAUUUUACAUCUACUCCGGCUCACAUAAACAGCCUGGAUCACUUCUCCAGUUUCAGAUCCCUCCCCUGCACCCACCCAUCCUCACAGAUUCGCACACAGACGCACAGGAAUAUCUGACAAAUUCAGGGUUUUUAAAAAAAAAAAAGCGCUUGUUAAGGGCGCACUUUUAAGAUGACAAACUUCAAUCAAUUUGGUCUUCAGUUAUGCAAGAUUUCAAAGUGUGAAGAUUGUUUUGGAGCUUUUUUAAUUUCAUUUCAUAGUAUUAUAUAAUAAUAUUACUAUUGCUGUUAUUAAUGGUAUUGUUAUUUAGUUGCAUUAGCUGUAAGUAUCUUACAGUGAGCUUCAGUGUACCCAACCACUGUCCUUAGUGGCUUGUGAUUCACCAGCCCCAUAAAAUUGUCAUAUCUUUCCUCUCCACUGUGCGUUACUCUCCCGAUUCGCCACAACUUUCUGUCUGGAUGAGAGUAAAGUCCUUUUGAGCUCUUGUUUUUAACCCACAGUGAAAAUCUGUCAGUUAAGUUUUAGUUAAAAGUGUGUUUUAUUUUUACAUGGCUGCUGAAUUUUUGUCUGCAGGAUCAGCACAAUGGAGAAUUGGCCUAUUUUUUUUUUUGUUUGUUUUUUUUCUUUUUCCCUUGAAGUUAAAGCUAACAAAAGGUCUAUGAGGUUGUUACAUGUUUGGUAGGAUCUUUCUGUUGGUUUGUCUGUUUAGUACCUUGAAAACAAAUGUUGAUUCCUGUUUCAACCAUCGCAAACAAGUUUUUCUUUCUUCAGCUUUUAUAGCAAUGAUUACCACCAAACUCAAGCAAGUCAUAGUUCAAGUAUGUAGUCAGUGUUUAACUCAGUCAAUCUGUGUGCUACACAUGUUUUUAAGAGGCACAUUUAUUUGAUUCGGUCAGGUCUCUUCAAAGAUUUAGUUUUGUAACGUUACUUUUUCCCCUGUUUUGUGGGCCUUUCAGAAUGCAUCAGUAGGUCUAUGUAUUUUGUUUGAAAGCGUGGAGUCAUUCACCCCUUAUAAAACGUCCUUCCCUGUAAAAUUUUAAUUCGCUAAACGCAAAGAAGUGUCCUGCUUACAGUCUGUUGCAGUGUAGAUGGGUGGAAGGUAUAUAUAAAUUCGCAGGUUUGUGACACUGCAGACAGCAGGAUGUACGUAUAUGGCCCUUGUGUUGUGUCUCUGUUUUUCAUAUGGCUAUCGCCGUCCAAAGUUUAACUUUUAUUUUGAACUUUUAACUAGUAAAAGACUCUUUUAUUUAGUUUCCUCCCAAACAGGAAAAUGUGUAAGAUAUUUCUUGUUGCAAUGAAAGCCUUUCAGUACAAACCAACUCUCUUUACUACAGGACAAAAAGAUGAAAGGAAAAAAAAAUCAAAGAAGUACAUGUAAAUAUUGUAGAGGUGUUUGUUUCUCGUAGAAACACACUGAUUUCAAGCUGUAAAUAUGUUGUUCCUUUUCCUCUCUCCAUGAGGAGGAAACAUGUACAUACCUUCCAUUCAUUUAUUUUUUAUUGUUUUUCCUUUUAAUUUGAUGAUUAUUUUAAUAUUAUUUGCAAUAUUUCUCUUGUAUUAAUGCGUUGGACCCUUUAUUAAUGGUGCAUUAAAAUAUUUUUUAAAC
Messenger RNA from Plectropomus leopardus (leopard coralgrouper), 8856 nucleotides. RefSeq names its product SET domain containing 1A, histone lysine methyltransferase (gene setd1a). The record is from RefSeq and is a predicted model, not a curated record. Lineage: Eukaryota; Metazoa; Chordata; Actinopteri; Perciformes; Serranidae. Gene Ontology annotation, cellular component: Set1C/COMPASS complex. Gene Ontology annotation, molecular function: protein binding; histone H3K4 methyltransferase activity; RNA binding.